Messenger RNA from Lathyrus sativus (Indian pea), 1803 nucleotides. Lineage: Eukaryota; Viridiplantae; Streptophyta; Magnoliopsida; Fabales; Fabaceae. The record is from the annotation of a GenBank genome assembly.
AUGGAGGGUCAAACUCAAAGCCAAAGCCCCCCACUUCCAGCCCACCAAGCUCACACAAAGCCCAUCUCUCGUCUCAACUCCUACGUAGCCAACACCCGACUAGGCAAAUGGUUCAAACUCUCCCAGAGAAACUCUACUUUCACCACCGAGCUUCGUGCCGGAACCGCCACUUUUCUCACCAUGGCUUAUAUCCUCGCCGUCAACGCUUCCAUUUUAACGGACUCCGGCGGUACCUGCUCUGUUUCCGAUUGUGUUCCUCUCUGUUCCAACGCUUCCGUUUCGAUUUCUAGCUGUACAGGGCCAUCUCUUCACGUCAUUCAUCCUGAUGUCUCUUGCAAAUUCGAUCCGGUUAACCCGGGCUACGCUGCGUGCUUAGAUAAAACGCGGAAAGACCUGAUCGUCGCCACCGUUGCUUCUUCUCUCAUUGGUUGUUUCAUCAUGGGAGCUUUUGCUAAUCUACCACUAGGUCUCGCUCCGGGUAUGGGCGCCAACGCUUACUUCGCGUACACCGUUGUUGGCUUCCACGGUUCCGGUAAUAUCUCCUACCAAAACGCACUCGCCGCCGUUUUCAUCGAAGGAAUGUUCUUCUUAUUCGUUUCAGCAAUCGGUCUACGAGCAAAACUAGCAAAACUCGUACCAAAGCCCGUUAGAAUAAGCUCCUCCGCCGGAAUCGGACUUUUUCUCGCUUUCAUCGGGCUUCAAAACAGUCAAGGAAUUGGGCUCGUCGGCUACAGCUCCUCAACUCUAGUCACACUCGGCGGCUGUCCGAGCUCGUCACGGGCUUCACUUGCUCCGGUUGUAACCGCAAUUAAUGGCACAGUCAGUCUACUCACCGGCGGAACCGUUUCCAGCGAUAUAUUCUGUCUAAACAACAGAAUGGAAAGCCCAACCCUCUGGUUGGGCCUAGUGGGCUUUAUAAUAAUCGCCUACUGUUUAGUUAAAAACGUGAAAGGAGCAAUGAUAUACGGCAUCGUUUUUGUAACCGUCGUUUCAUGGUUUCGAAACACCAAAGUAACGGCGUUUCCUAACACCGACGCCGGUGAUACAGCUCAUGAGUAUUUCAAAAAGGUGAUAGACAUUCACACGAUAAAAACAACCGCGGGCGCGUUGAGUUUCAGUAACAUAGGAAAAGGGUAUUUUUGGGAAGCUGUUAUAACUUUUUUAUACGUAGACAUUCUCGACACAACCGGAACGUUGUACUCAAUGGCGAGGUUCGCAGGUUUCACCGACGAGAAAGGGAAUUUCGAGGGUCAGUAUUUCGCUUUCAUGUCCGAUGCCACGUCGAUUGUGGUUGGGUCUUUACUAGGAACUUCACCGGUGACGGCGUUUAUUGAGUCCUCCACUGGGAUUCGUGAAGGUGGACGGACCGGGAUAACGGCGUUAACGGUAGCGUGUUAUUUUUUUAUGGCGCUGUUUUUUACGCCGUUGUUGGCUUCGAUUCCGGCUUGGGCGGUAGGACCACCGUUGAUUUUAGUGGGAGUUUUGAUGAUGAGAUCAGUGGUGGAGAUUGAUUGGGAAGAUAUGAAACAAGCUAUACCUGCGUUUGUGACAAUGAUACUUAUGCCUUUGACGUAUUCAAUUGCGUAUGGGCUUAUUGGUGGGAUUGGUACUUACAUUGUGUUGAAUAUUUGGGAUUGGGGAUUUGAGAUUUUGGGUCACUUUGGGUACAUUACAAAAACAACAAAGGAAACAACUACUAAUACUCAUAAUAAUUCUCAUUCUUCUCAGGUCAAUGGGGUACUUGAAAAUGAACAUUCAUCGCAAAAUCCAAAUGAUAAAGCAAUACAACUAGAAGUACUUUAG